AAUAUUGGAAAGGGGAAAAAGGAGAGGGAUUGAGUGGAGGGGUGGGGGGCCCUGAGAUUAGGGACAGAAAGAGGGAAAAAAGGAGAAUUGGAAAGUUGGGAGCUUGAAUGCGUGCUUGCCUGCCAUUAUACACCAACAAAGGAAGCUCCUUUCCAUUUCAUAGAGAUUUUUAUCCACAAUCCCUUUUGUGGGAAUUUCAUGGAUGUUCUUCUUGCCUGGAUCCAAUGCGUGUCAGGUUGAAAGAGCUUUGAUUGUGUGGAAAAAAGGGUGGAUUCCUUUGGAGUUUGGCUCUUGUUGUCUCAGAUUGGUUUCCUGGAUUUCAGCUCUUGAGUUCUUAUGUUUCUGAAUUGAUUAUCUUGAGCUUAAUUUUGGGCAUUGGAUUUCUGGACAAAAGUGUAUGGUUGCUGCUUAAUUAAAAUGCCAAACAACUUGAAAUUCAAGACAACCUCUGAAUUUUUGUUUCUUGAAUUCUUGCUGCUUUUUGCUGCAUUUCUUGCUUAUGGCUCGAAAGGGCUGAAUAUCGAAGGGCAGUAUCUGUUAGAGAUUAAGGGACAACUGACUGAUAGGAUGAAUUACCUUAGUGAUUGGAACUCCGAAGAUCAAGCUCCAUGUGGAUGGACUGGUGUAAAUUGUACUAGUGACUAUUAUCCUGUGGUUUUCUCUCUUGAUCUCAGCAUAAUGAAUCUUUCAGGAACUCUUUCUCCUAGCAUCGGCAAACUAAUUCACUUGACUGAUCUUGAUCUUUCCUUCAAUGAGUUAUCCGGAGAAAUCCCUCCCGAGAUUGCUAAUUGUUCUAAACUAGAGAUUCUUCGCUUAAAUAACAAUCAUUUUGAUGGUGAAAUACCUCCUGAAGUAGGCAAUUUGACCUCAUUGAUACAUUUCAACUUGUGCAAUAAUAAACUCUCCGGGCCUCUCCCUGAAGAGAUUGGGAACAUGUCCUCACUUGCUGCAUUGGUAGCCUACUCUAACAAUCUCACUGGUGAAUUGCCUCGUUCUAUUGGUAGACUCAAGAACUUGGAGACAUUUAGAACUGGUCAGAAUCUGAUUUCUGGUAACCUUCCAGUUGAAAUAGCUAAUUGUCAGAGCUUGAAGUUUUUGGGUCUUGCUCAGAACCAGCUCGGAGGUGAGUUGCCGAAAGAACUUGGAAAACUCAGCUACUUGAGAGAAUUGGUUCUAUGGGAUAAUCAAAUAUCGGGUUAUAUUCCGAAGGAGCUCGGGAAUUGCUCAAGCCUCGUCACUCUUGCUCUGUAUCAGAACAAUCUUGUGGGUGUAAUACCUCCAGAGAUCGGUAACAUGAAGUCUUUGCAAAACUUGUAUCUUUAUAGGAAUGGAUUGAAUGGAACUAUUCCAAAGGAAAUCGGAAAUCUUACUUUUGCUAUUGAAAUUGAUUUCUCUGAGAACUAUUUGAUGGGGGAAAUACCAGCUGAGCUCGGCAACAUAACUGGUCUGAACCUUCUCUACCUUUUCCAGAACCAAUUAACAGGCUUGAUUCCUCCAGAACUCUGUGGCUUGAAGAAUUUGAGCAAGUUGGAUCUGUCGAUAAAUCAGCUUGUUGGUCCUAUUCCCAUCAGAUUUCAGCGUUUGACUAAUUUGCUCCAGUUACAGCUUUUCGAUAACCAGUUAUCAGGUGCUAUUCCUCCAAAGCUUGGGAUGUUUAGCCGGCUUUGGGUAGUGGAUUUUUCAGACAAUAAUCUCACCGGCCUGAUACCCGACCAUCUAUGCAGAAAUUCUAAUCUUAUUUUGUUGAAUCUGAGGUCGAACAAUCUGGUCGGAAAUAUUCCAAGUGGGGUGACAAAUUGUUCGUCAUUGGUGCAGCUUCGUCUGGGUGAGAACAGCCUGACAGGAAGUUUUCCUUCUGAAUUAUGCAAACUGGUUAACUUGACGACAAUCGAGUUGGAUCAGAACAAGUUCAGUGGUCCUAUUUCUGCAGAAAUCGGUAAUUGUCGAUCUUUGCAAAGACUAAAUAUUCCGAACAAUUAUUUUACAGCUGAGCUGCCUGUAGAGAUUGGUAAUUUGUCUCAUCUUGUGAUCUUCAACAUAUCGUCGAAUAAGCUUGAGGGGAAUAUUCCUCUGAGUAUUGUCAAUUGCAAGAUGCUUCAAAGGCUUGAUAUCAGCAAUAACCAGUUUGUCGGCGCUUUGCCGGAUGAAUUUGGGACGCUUAUUCAAUUGGAAAGGCUUAUUGUUUCAGAUAAUCGGUUUUCCGGUACAAUACCUUCCAUACUUGGCAAGCUUACUCAUUUAACAGAAUUGCAAAUGGGUGGUAAUCGAUUUACUGGGAAAAUACCCAAGGAAUUGGGUGGCAUGUCAAGCUUGCAGAUUGCCAUGAACCUCAGCUGUAAUAAUCUGUUUGGUAGCAUACCGCCAGAGCUCGGAGACCUUGCAUUGUUAGAAUAUCUCUUACUAAACAACAACAGUUUAACAGGUGAAAUCCCUUCAACAUUUGAAAAUCUCUCAAGUUUACUUGGGUUGAAUGUGUCCUACAAUGAUCUCAUCGGACCUCUCCCUUCUAUUCAACUGUUUCAAAGCAUGGUGGCAAGCAGCUUUUUCGGAAACAAGGGUCUUUGUGGUGGGCCUCUUGGUAAUUGUAAUGGAGACCCUUCUUUGUCGGCCUCACUAUCCCCGAGCUCAUCCGGCGCUCCGUUGGGUAGGAUCAUUGCAAUUAUCGCCGCAGCGAUUGGAGGUAUUUCUCUUGUUCUCAUAGUCGUUAUCGUGUACCUUUUGAGAAGACCAGUGGAGAUUGUUACUCCUUUGCAAGAAAAGCAACUUUCAACAAAUUCAUCGGGAAUGUAUAUCCACCCGAAGGAACGUUUCACAUUCGAAGAUAUUGUUGCCGCCACAAACAACUUCGAUGAGGAUUUUGUAAUUGGAAGAGGAGCUUGUGGAACUGUGUACAAAGCCAUAAUGCCGGAAGGUAAGAUAGUUGCCGUGAAGAAACUCUCGUCGCAAAGAGAAGGAAGCAAUGUAGACAACAGCUUUCGAGCUGAAAUAUCAACUCUUGGGAAAAUACGCCAUCGAAAUAUUGUGAAGCUCUAUGGCUUUUACUACCACCAGGGCUCGAACCUUCUCUUGUACGAGUACAUGGCGAGAGGGAGCCUCGGCGAGCUGCUUCAUGGGAAUUGUUCUAAUCUUGAUUGGGAUGUACGCUUCAUGGUUGCUCUCGGCGCUGCUGAGGGCCUUUCAUACUUGCAUCAUGACUGCAAACCCCGCAUAAUUCACCGCGAUAUCAAGUCCAACAACAUAUUACUAGACGAUAACUUUGAAGCUCAUGUCGGUGAUUUCGGAUUGGCUAAGGUGAUUGAUUUGCCUCAAUCAAAAUCAAUGUCUGCAGUGGCCGGAUCUUAUGGUUAUAUCGCACCCGAAUACGCGUAUACAAUGAAAGUUACAGAGAAAUGUGAUAUCUAUAGCUACGGUGUCGUCCUACUUGAAUUGCUGACCGGUAGAACACCAGUACAACCGAUAGAACAAGGCGGUGAUCUCGUUACAUAUGUAAGGAAUUACAUUAAGCAAAAUUCUUUGACACCGGGAAUACUUGAUAGUAGAUUAAAAUUAGAAGACAAGAACACUGUCGAGCACAUGAUCGUGGUUUUGAAAAUUGCUUUGUAUUGUACAAGUAUGUCGCCGAUUGAACGGCCGUCGAUGCGAGAAGUUGUCAUCGCUUUGGAUGAGUCUAAACAUAAAUAUGGGAGCUUUCCUUCGUCGCCUGUUUCGGAUUCAUAUUUGUUUUCGAAAGAAUAACUCCUCAUAGUGUAUCAUAGUGUUCAUUAACCUCAAAUGAUUUGUUUCUCAUUCUCUUGUAUAAUUCAUACUACUUCUACUUGCACAUGAAUAUUUAUUUUUCUUUACAUUGUUGUUACUCUCAAUUCUUGUGAAUAAAAGCGUUGGUGAUACGGUA
Molecule: messenger RNA, 3892 nt
Organism: Dioscorea cayenensis subsp. rotundata (Guinea yam)
Lineage: Eukaryota; Viridiplantae; Streptophyta; Magnoliopsida; Dioscoreales; Dioscoreaceae
Product: probable leucine-rich repeat receptor-like protein kinase At5g63930
Biological process (GO): protein phosphorylation
Molecular function (GO): ATP binding; receptor serine/threonine kinase binding; protein kinase activity
Source: RefSeq, a predicted model, not a curated record